ACCCCUUCCUCCUCUUCCGCAGCCGCAGAGGCCCGCGGUAGAACCCUCCGGCGGUAAACCACCGCCGCAAGCAUCCCACCGCGCCGGGCGGACGCGGCGUCUCAACCCGACCCAACCGCAGCGGCAGCAGCCAGCCAGGCACCACCGCUCUAUAAAUCCAUCCCCACACCUACCGGCUCCAAGGCCCUCAGCCUCGCUGCUUCGCUUUCCCCAAAUCCGCCGCGGACUCCAGAGGUCGGAGGAGAGACGAGACGACCCAAGCAAGACUUCGCCGCGCCUUUGCUUCCUGCGCAAUCCUUGCGGCGUGCCGCCCCUUUCUUCCUUUUCUUUCCAUGGACAGCGACUACGUUGCCAGCCUGCUCAUGGGCCACUCUGCCGCCCCGGGGCUCGACUUCGCCGCGCUGGACGGCUACUUCCUCGACGCGCUCUGCGGCGCCGGCGCCGGCCUGUUCGGGGCGCCCGGGGUCGCGGCGGGGGCCGGAGGCGGCGGGUCCCCGGAGGGGUCCUCGGUGUCGGACCCGGCGUGGGCGCGCGCCCGGGACGGCGGCAAUGCCAGGAAGCGGAAGGCGCCUCCAGCCGGUGGCGCCAGCGGGAAAGAAGCCUGCUUGGGCAAGGCUGGCGAGCCCAAGGGUCCGGACGGGAAGAAGUGCAGAGUGGGCACCGGAGGGAGCCCCGUGAAGCCGAAGGUAGAGGAGGCGACGGCGAGUGACGGCUCUGUUGAAGACAAAGGGCAGAAGAAGGGCAAGGGAAAGAGCGCCAAGCCGCCGGUCGAGCCGCCCAAGGACUACGUCCAUGUCCGGGCGCGGCGAGGGCAGGCGACUGACAGCCACAGCCUUGCCGAGAGGGUCCGAAGAGAGAAGAUUAGCCAGAGGAUGAAAUUUCUUCAGGACCUCGUGCCAGGAUGCAACAAGGUGGUUGGCAAGGCACUCAUGCUUGACGAGAUCAUAAACUAUGUGCAAUCACUUCAGCAGCAAGUCGAGUUCCUGUCCAUGAAGCUUGCGACCGUGAAUCCACAACUUGACUUCAGCAACCUUUCUACACUCCUACACAAAGACAUGUACCAAGCAUGUGGGCCUCCAGUGAAUUCGGUCUUUCCAUUGGAAAGUGCCGGUGCAGCUUUACCAUUUUGCAACCAAGCAGAUCUUUUCCAGUCCUUUGGUUCGGGUGCUAUGGAGGAUCAGUGCUCCCUAAGUCUGUUAGACAUGGCUCUACCCCACACAACCAACCCACAGUUUGCUUUUCAAAAGCAGCAAAGGGACUUCCGGGAGGAUGGCCUACAGAACUCUUUGCCUAUCGUGAGUGAGCAAAGCCAGGAGAAUGGGGUUUCAGCACCGAGUUUUGAUGGUCAGUUACAAGCUGAUCAGACAAAGAUCGAGUUCUAGUCCCUUUUGAUCUUCAAGGUUGAUAUUUUUGUACAUAGGGAGUAUGAAGACCUGUGGCAAGUGAAGCUCUCCUAAGCUGACCGUCAUUAGAGUUUAGGCCUGCGAACUGAUUCAUUCCAUGAUAUGCUGGAUGUACGGCAACUCAGAUUCUUCUCAUAGGGAUCAUAUGAUCUCGCAUGAUUAAAGUAGAUCGUGUAAUAGAUAUGGUGCAAAUAUUACAUGCACCAUCUUCUAAAAUUUCUACUAAUAUGUAAGAACGCUGGCUGGUGUUGGAAUGGUACCGUGUACUGUUGCAUUUUAUCUUAAGACGAAAAAUCAACGAAUGAGAUGUCUCUCCUCAGCUUUUUACAACA
This is a messenger RNA of Panicum hallii, 1735 nucleotides long. Its product is annotated as transcription factor BHLH089-like. Gene Ontology annotation, cellular component: nucleus. Lineage: Eukaryota; Viridiplantae; Streptophyta; Magnoliopsida; Poales; Poaceae. Gene Ontology annotation, biological process: regulation of DNA-templated transcription. Gene Ontology annotation, molecular function: DNA-binding transcription factor activity; protein dimerization activity. The transcript has 8 exons. The coding region runs from base 333 to 1382 and encodes 349 amino acids. The record is from RefSeq and is a predicted model, not a curated record.